AUGCCGCCUUCGCAGCUGAAGCAGUUGAAGGCCUCACUCCGCGAUAACGGAGUGCUUGGUCCCCAGAAAUCCAAGAAAGAAAAACGCCAGAAUGCGAAGACCGGCGUCGGUGCGAAGAAUCGCAAUCAGCGUGAGGUUGCCUUGCAAGCCAUUCGCGAUCGCUUCAAUCCUUUCGAGAUCAAAUCAACCAAUAAAUCGAGCAAGUUCGAUGUCACAACCAGAGAUGGAAACACAACCGCUGGAGGGGGCGCUCGUCCCGGUGUUACUAAAUCCCUGGGCGAAGAAAGACGUCGCGCCACUCUAUUGAAGGAGAUGAACAGCCGCAACAAAAUUGGUGGCCUUGUCGAUCGUCGAUUCGGUGAGAACGAUCCCACCAUGACCCCCGAGGAACGGGCCGCCGAGAGAUUCGCUCGCGAGAGUCAGCGCAAGAUGCGCAAGGAGUCUAUGUUCAACCUUGAGGAUGACGAGGAGGAGAUGCAGCUUACUCACAUGGGUCAGUCCUUGACAUUCGACGGGCCCAACCAAGAUGACUUUGAGGCGGGCGAUUUGGACGAAGCGGAAUCCGAUGACGAGAUCUCGCGCAAACGGAAGCGACUCGCCGAGGGAGAGGAAGGUCAAGAUCAGGACCAGGAAGACUUUAUCGACUACGAAGAUGGGGAAGAUCAACCUGGGCGGAAGAAGACCAAGGCCGAAGUCAUGAAGGAGGUCAUUGCCAAGUCCAAAUUCUACAAGGCGGAGCGACAACAGCUAAAGGAUGACGAUGAAGACCUCCGAGAGGCCCUUGAUAAGGAACUUCCGGAUCUCUUUGACGCUCUUCGUGGCCUCAAGGCCCCGGCUAAGCCAGAGCCACCCAAGCAAGACUUCUCGGAGAUGAACCCAGAGCGUGCCGCGCUUCUGGAGCAAUCGCAAAACAAAGAUCCCGAGAAGGAGUAUGACCAGCGUCUUAGACAAUUGACCUUCGAUCAGCGAUCAAAACCCACUGAUCGCACCAAGACCGAAGAGGAGAAGGUUGAAGAAGAGGCCGAGCGACUCAAGAAACUGGAGAGUGACCGACUUCGCAGAAUGCGUGGUGAGGAACUCAGUGAUGAAGAGGGUGAAAAUAUGGACAUGGACGAUCUCCCCGAGGAUGAUGACGAAUCGGAAAUUGACGAUGCUACGCAUUUCGGCCUUCCCGCCUACCCCAUGCCCACGGAUUCCCGCCCAGGAAUGGGUGUUGAGGACGAAGACGAUUUCGUUAUUGAUGACGAUCUGGUUGAAACAGACUCCAAUGCCAGUCUUGAGAUCGGCGAGAGUGACAUUGAAGAAGAUUCAUCUGACGAAUCCGAAGGACCAGAUGGAGAGGACGAGCUCAUCAACGGCAUGACCCUGCCAACGGACGAAGCCGCUACCGCUUCAACUGCUGUCGAGGUCAACCAGGGAUCGAACGGAAAGCUUGCUUUCACGUACCCUUGCCCUAAGGACCACGAAGGCUUCUUGGCCAUCGUAAAGAGCGUGCCUGUUGAGGAGGUCCCUACAGUCGUCCAGCGUAUUCGAGCAUUGCACCAUGCCCGUCUCAAGCCUGGCAACAAGGACAAGCUUGGUCGAUUCGCCGAGAUUCUAGUUGAGCACAUCUGCUAUAUGGCGAACCAGGAUGAACAACCUCCAUUCGCUGUCAUCGAGCUUAUCAUUCGUCACAUCCACUCUCUGGCAAAGACUCAUCCUUUGAACGUGACAAUCGCGUGUCGCGCUCGUCUUCGUGAGAUUGGCAAGGAACGUCCACUCAGCCUGCUCCCUGGCGACUUUGUCUUGCUUACCGCGGCCUCGACUAUUUUCCCCGCAUCCGAUCACUUCCACUCUACGGUCACCCCUGCUCAUCUCUGUCUGGCUCGUUACCUAGGCCAGUGCUCUACCACCUCCCUCGCAGAUCUCGCGCGUGGCGCAUAUGCUUCUAGUCUGUGUCUUCAAUACCAGACUGUGUCAAAGAGAUACAUGCCCGAAUUCAUCAACUAUACACUGAAUGCCCUUUGCAACCUGGCCCCUACAGAGCCGACUACCAACUUCGGCGCCUUCCCCUACCGCAAGUCCCAGGAGCCGGUUCAGCUCGCUUCCACCAAGAAGGUCACACCUCGCAAGCUGCAGUUCCGCGAUCUGACCGCCAGCCCCUCUGAUCCCCAGGCAGAGGAAGAACUCAAGAUCUCCCUCCUCACCACAUUCGUUUCUCUCAUUGGCUCCGCGUCUGACACCUGGGCCGAGAAGUCCGCCUUCACCGAGAUCUUCACGCCCGCCCGAGCGGUGUUGAAACACCUCCGCUCAUCCCUCAAGAGCAAGGUCUACGCUUCAGCCCGGGACAUCAUCCAAAGCACCACAGACAAGAUCGACGCCCAUCUCGCACAAGCCCGUCUUGUCCGCCGCCCACUCUUCCUCCACAACCACAAACCUCUUGCUAUCAAGUCUGCCAUCCCCAAGUUCGAGGAGAACUUCAACCCGGACAAGCACUACGACCCGGAUCGCGAGCGCGCCGAGUCAAACCGUCUCAAGAAGGAGUUCAAGCGCGAGAAGAAGGGUGCUAUGCGCGAGCUCCGCAAGGAUGCCAGCUUUAUUGCCCGCGAGAAGUUGCGCGAGAAGAAGGAGCGCGAUGCCGAGUACGAGUCCAAGUACCGUCGUCUUGUGGCCGAGAUUCAGAGCCAGGAAGGUCGGGCUGCCAACGAGUACGAGCGCGAGCGUGGCAGAAAAUAG
Penicillium salamii is the source of this 2715-nucleotide messenger RNA. The record is from the annotation of a GenBank genome assembly. Lineage: Eukaryota; Fungi; Ascomycota; Eurotiomycetes; Eurotiales; Aspergillaceae.